Molecule: messenger RNA, 873 nt
Organism: Bipolaris sorokiniana ND90Pr
Lineage: Eukaryota; Fungi; Ascomycota; Dothideomycetes; Pleosporales; Pleosporaceae
Exons: 5
Coding region: 1-873 (290 amino acids)
Source: RefSeq, a predicted model, not a curated record
AUGCCUGAUGUUCUAGAGCACCAACCAACCCGAAAAGGCCUUAUCAUUCACCCUGAUUCGGAGGGGAACUAUCCAUGCAAGAGUUGUUCGAGAUCCUUCCCCCAUCCCGAGCCAUAUCGGUACCACGCAAGCAAGCACAACGAUACUGUUGAAUAUAUUUACGAUGAAUGCAAGCAGCUGGCUACCUUGAAGCCAGAAAUCAAGGCUUUUCUUGGCGUUUAUUGCGAUGGCAGUACCCACUAUGUUCGAAUGGCUAUCUCGCAACCCGUUGGACUCGGCUCUACCAUAAAGGGGGUAGAUGAAGAAGUGGAGUUGGCUUUUGAAGAAUUCCUCAGACGUGAUUUCAGUUCUACGGAAAUGCACAAAGAAACAGUCCCGAGACAGUCAAGGUCUAGUCGUUGGCCUAGCAGACCAAACACGAGAUUGAAGUCGCCUCAUCCGUCAACUGAGGCCAUCACUGCCAACGACAGACAUAGUCUAGAUGCUGAAGAUCAAACCUCGAGUGCAAGGGAUAGUCUUCCCGAGCAUGUCACUGGAAUCGUAGCUGUAGCGUCUUUCUCCUCAACUGCUGAUGGUGUUCACGGCCACAAAAUACUCGUCACAACCCACUCAGACACGAUGAUCCUUUUAGGACUAGUGGAUCUUGACGCGCUUCUUCGACACACGCGCAUCAGGAACCAACUACCACAGAUUAUUGGUGACUAUGCCUACACAGAGUUGCUGGAGUAUAGAAAGAAGCGCAUGACUAUCGAGGAUCCUGUUUAUCAGGGCAUUCUACCAGAUGACUUGCCUAUUGGAGUGGGCGAAGAAGUUCGAUUGGAAGACUGCUCUCCAGUGCUUGAAGCGGAAGUUCGCUCUCUUCUUGACUCAUAA